Messenger RNA from Neoarthrinium moseri, 2646 nucleotides. RefSeq lists its product as uncharacterized. The record is from RefSeq and is a predicted model, not a curated record. Bases 1 to 2646 code for a protein of 881 amino acids. The transcript has 6 exons. Gene Ontology annotation, molecular function: DNA binding; ATP-dependent chromatin remodeler activity; ATP binding. Gene Ontology annotation, cellular component: nucleus. NCBI's taxonomy places the organism in Eukaryota, Fungi, Ascomycota, Sordariomycetes, Amphisphaeriales, Apiosporaceae.
AUGGAGUCGGGCUCUUCGUCGGAUCUGGACUCUGUCAAAUCGUCUUCGUUGUCUUCGCCUUCACGUAUCCACACUAGUGCACCCUCGUCACCACCAACCUCUGAAGAGUCCGAUCACGCCAAAAUGACCGCCAACUCCCAUUUUCAGGAACAGCGUCUUCAAGCGGAGGAGAAGAGGGCCCGAGCAGAGAACACCCGCGAUGAGGCAAAGCGACUGGCAAAGGCCCGCCGAAAGCGGAAGGGAGCCGACUUGAGCCCGCAGGAGCGGGCGGCCAAGGCAAAGGAGCUAGAUGAGCUGCUUCGCAAGAGCUCCAUCUUCAGCGACAUCCUCACUAAGAAGACCAAGGCGCUGGGUCGUGUUGGCCGUGAUUUCGACAACCAGGCACUCGUAGAUGCCGGGCUUGAAUUGAAGAAGCAGCCAAAGAACAUGACCGGCGGGACUAUGCGAGAUUACCAACUUGAAGGUCUGACAUGGAUGUAUGAGAUCGUCUUGCAGGGUCUCAGCGGCAUCUUGGCAGAUGAGAUGGGUCUUGGCAAGACAAUUCAAACCAUUUCCCUCAUAGCCUUACUUCGGGAACAGGAGGGCUUCUAUGGCCCUCACCUGAUAAUAGCUCCGCUGAGCACCUUGUCAAACUGGCAAGAUGAGUUUCAGAAAUGGACUCCUUCGAUUCCUUUUGCCCUAUAUCACGGCAAGCCUGAAGAGCGACAAGAUGUCUUCAAAACCCAGAUUAUGAAGCACUAUCAGAAAGGCAGCCCGACCUUGAAGUUUCCCGUCGUCUGUACCAGCUAUGAGAUGAUCUUGAGAGACCAUGCCGCUCUAUCCAGGAUCAACUGGGAAUUCAUUGUUGUCGAUGAAGGACACAGGAUGAAGAAUGCCGACGCCAAGCUUUUCAGGACGCUCCAGCAGUUCAAGUCUGCCACACGUAUUCUUAUCACAGGCACUCCUCUGCAGAACAAUCUCAAGGAGCUGUGGUCACUGCUCCACUUCUUAAUGCCUAAAACAUUUCUCGACUGGGAAGCCUUUGAGAUCUGGUUUGACUUCAGCGACCUUCAGGAUGAAGAGGGCACACAGCAGUUCAUUGGAGAUCAAGAAAACCAAGAAUUGGUUAAAAAAAUCCACAAAGUGCUCCAACCGCUACUGCUUCGCCGAAUCAAGGCGGAUGUUGCGCACUGGCUUCCCAAGAAGCGCGAGUACGUGCUAUAUGCGCCAAUGACCAAGGAGCAAACGGACCUUUACAACGUCAUGGGUGAUCGAAGCACCGACACGCGGGCCUAUCUGGAGCAGAAGGUUGUGGAGCGCCUUACAGGCACUACGAACUCUGCUGUUAAUUCGAGGCGCACCAGCCGGCAAACAUCUCUGGCUGGCAGUGCCACCACAUCUGAAGCUACGUCACCCGCUUCGACCGAUGCUUUCUCUAUCAUGAUGGGACCCAAGAGAGGGCGCGGCAGGCCUCCAAAGGCUGUAACAGAGGCGGCCUCGAGGACCCCUACCAGAAAUACCCCUUCCAGAGCAAGCACGAAGAGGAGGGCACCUCCAACAACAGAGACACCUCAGGCAAAGAGCAACAAAUCAAGCAGACAGUCCACACCGGCGACUAACGGUCGUGGGAGAGGUCGUCCACGGAAGAAUCCGCAGGCCUACAAAGUUACAGAUGAUUCAGACGAUGAUAAGCUCGAUGACGAGGAGUUUGAAGCGAAACUUGUGGCGGAGCUCGAAGCCGCUCAAGUGGACAGUGAUGAAGAGCCUCAGGACGAGGAGGAGGCGGAACGAGUUGCCACGCUGGAGCUUGCUAAAAUGCAAAUAGCUGAGAAAAAGCUUGGCAACCCACUGAUGCAACUGCGGCUGGUUUGUAACAGCCCCCAUAACUUUUACAGCCCCUGGGCUUUCGAUGAGAACACCCCUGUCGACGAGAGCAUUGUAAACUCUUCAGGUAAAAUGCUUCUUCUCGACCGUUUACUCCCGGCAAUGUUUGCAAGGGGCCACAAAGUCCUUAUCUUCUCUCAAUUCAAGACUCAGUUGGAUAUCUUACAUGACUACUGCGAAGGACUGCGAAAUUGGAAGGUCUGCCGGAUUGACGGUAGCGUGUCGCAGACAGACCGUCGUGAGCAAAUCAGCAGCUUCAAUGAGGAUCCAGAAUUCAAGAUCUUCUUGCUAUCCACGCGAGCGGGAGGUCAGGGAAUCAACCUCGCUAGUGCCGAUACAGUUAUUCUAUUUGAUAGUGAUUGGAAUCCUCAGCAGGACUUACAGGCUCAGGAUAGAUGCCAUCGUAUCGGUCAGAUGCGGCCCGUCGUCGUGUUUCGGUUCGCUACCAAGGGAACUGUUGAAGAAGAAUUGCUCAUGAGCGCUGACGCAAAGCGGCGCCUCGAGAAGCUGGUCAUCAAGAAAGGCGGCUUCAAGACUAUGGGCCAGAAGAUGGAGCAAGGCGAGGAUCUAGACAAAGAAACCCUCCGUGCCCUGCUCCUCAAAGACGGUGAAGUGUAUCGCCAUUCCGGUGGCGAUCGCGUUCUCAGCGAUGAAGAUAUCGAAGUCCUGUGUGACAGGAGUGAUGAAGCGUAUGCCCGAGCGGCUAGAGGUGCCGGUAACGCCGAUGGUUUCCAGGUUGUCGAUACUGCUGCAGACGGUAUCACACAGAUCAAAGGCGACUAA